This is a messenger RNA of Penicillium antarcticum, 513 nucleotides long. RefSeq lists its product as uncharacterized. The coding region runs from base 1 to 513 and encodes 170 amino acids. The transcript has 2 exons. The record is from RefSeq and is a predicted model, not a curated record. NCBI's taxonomy places the organism in Eukaryota, Fungi, Ascomycota, Eurotiomycetes, Eurotiales, Aspergillaceae.
AUGUCUACCUCUAUCGAAGGACAACCUCAGGUCCCCGCCCCGGACAACGCCGCCCCCGAGAUUGCCAAGCAGGAGAGCGUUUCCCAGAGUGUCUCCCAGCCUAAGGAGAGCGUUUCCCAAAGUGUCUCCCAGCCCCAGACCACCGAGAACAAGGACCAUGCCGUGAGCUCAGGAAAUGUCGAGAACGCCGGGAAUGCUGGCAGCUCAGAGAAUGCCGAAAAGACCAUGGACCAGGGCCGUCGCGGCACCGCUGCCAUUAUGGAGGACCACCACGUCAGCCGAGAAGCGUUGAAGGGUCCUACCGGUGCUGCCAAGCAUACGGCUGAGGAAUUUGAGCAAGAGAAGAAGACUGGCAAGCCUGCCGGUGGUUCCGUUGCUGAAGGGGAUGGUUCGACCGUAACUAAGGAUCACACGAAGGGUGACAAGUCCAAGUCAACCGAGCACAAGCAGAGUACCAUGGAGAAGAUGAAGGAGAAGCUUGCGCACCCGCUGCAUGGCAAAAAGUCCGAGUAA